Molecule: messenger RNA, 2574 nt
Organism: Symbiodinium sp. CCMP2592
Lineage: Eukaryota; Dinophyceae; Suessiales; Symbiodiniaceae
Source: the annotation of a GenBank genome assembly
AUGAGGGGGGAAUGCAAGCUUACAACGUGGCACCCUUUCCAGCGCCAAGAGCUGGAGCACACAUUAGCCACGUGGGCCAAGAACAAAAGCACAGGGCCCGAUGGAAUUUCCCAUGAAGCAGCCAAAGCGCUCCUUGCAGAUCCGUACUGGGGGGACAAGAUCCUUUACACCCUCAAUGCGAUUUUCUACGUGGCGAAAGUUUCUGAAAGUGUUGACAGAGACAUCACGGUGCUCCUCCCAAAAAUCCCCCAGCCAUUGCAAUGGGGGGAUACCCGACCCAUCACGCUCAGAGCCUUCCUUCAAUGGGCACGUAAAGGCAGACAGGGGGUGGAACUCGUUGCCAUCAUCCGACGCGUGGCACGCGACUGGGGGGUGUGGAUGUGGCUGGUCAAAUUGGACAUACGCAAGGCCUUUGACAGCGUCUGGCAACAUAGCAUGAGCGAACUGGUGGCUGCAAGAGUCGGGGGGGUUCCAUCCACGCGGUGUCCAGUCUCACAUGAUGGCGGCGGCAUGCCAUGGGACGCACUCCUUUGGCUAAGCAUUCUCCACACCCGCACACUUAACAUCGCGGUGGGGGACACCAUCGCUCCCAUACCACAAGCCAACGGGAUCCGACAAGGGUCACCUGACCUGUUCGGAGCCAUUGUGGCGCGAGACCUCCAGAAGGCAGUCGAAACAGCGGGGGAACAACCUCCCGACCCAAAAGGGGGACCACCACCACACAGGACAGGAGGAUCCUUCCUCGAUGACACCUACCUGUGGAGCCAGGACCGAGACCACCUUCAACGAACUCUCUGUUCUCUGGAGAAAGAACUUGAAGAAGACGGCCUCAAAACACAUCCCACGAAGACAGCCAUCCUCUACAGCAAACCGACGGGAGGGGGCAGCCAACUCACUGCAGAUGCAACACCUGAGGGGGAUGUUCUUCCUACAUCGCCGACCUACCGAGCAAUGGGCCGCGUGGCACACAAGAAGCCUGCGAACAGCGGAGGGGAAGAGGUCAAUGCCAUGGUCACUUGGAAAAACAUGGCUUUUCGGCGCGAGCAACAAAAUAAGCCCCGCAAACAUCGUGUAACGCACGUUGGCCAUUUCAACCCGGAAUCUGAUGUCGAGCGGGCCAUCGAAGCUAUUGCUGGAACGCAUUGGGGGGAGGUGGCACAAGACCGCAAGAAAUGGCAGGACUUGACACCAGCCUUUACAGCCAGGUUUGAUGUGCCGUGGGCUACCGGCAAGCAACAAGCAAUCCAGGACAACCUCCUCCACCGACCACCGCCACACUCACAGCCUAAUGACGACCAGUUCGGAAAACACUGUGUAAUGGACAGCACAUGGGGGGAGCUGCGACUUGUGUCCCUUGGGGGGAGCACAACACCACACUUGCAACCUUUGGAACCACCACCACCACAUAGCACACUAAGCACCGAGAGCGACCGCCACAAGAAGAACCACACAGUCGGGGGAGUCAAGACGAUCUGCGAAGCCAUGACAGACGAAGCAGAUGAACAGAGUUAUAUCUGCAACAGUGGCAAUUUGGGGCGCCACACUCCGCACGGGCUAGCCCCUGGCUGCAAGUACUACGGGGUGCCUCCGGAGCUGGGGGAAGCACAAAGUGCUGAGCUGAUCGACCGCUUGGCGGACUUUGGCUGCGAGACAAUCAUGAUGCUGAAGUUGUUUGGGGGGGCCACGCGCAGAUACAUACAAUGGAGCAAUUGGCCGAGGCACCGCUUACUGCGAAGGACCUCCACACGACGUGCAGACUUCGCUUCCAAAAAGAACUCAAACUCCCGUCUCCACAGCUCCGGACGGGGAGGAGCGGGGGGAUGCAGCCGGCGCCAGUGCCACCUACGCCCCCUACCUCUCCAACUGACCAUUCGCAGAGCAGUGUGGGCCAAGCUUUGCCCACUACACCUCCUUCCUCGUCAACCGUCCAAGGAACACCGCCGCCUCUACAAGCUAGAGUCCAUGAGGGGGACGCCAAAGUCAACGACGGUCAGGACAGUAGACUGGAAUGACCCCGCGGGGGAGAUGGUGCCAGUUUCUCCGGACUGCUUGGAAUCUGGCAGUGAGCGGGAUCUUCAGUGGGUGGGCGACAACAGACAGCCACUCACACCACCACUGUCGGAUGAAGAGACAAUGACCUCGGACAAUUGUGACGCCGCCCAGCGAGAGUCUGCCCCAUCAACUGGGCCUCCAGGGGAACCAGCCACUGAGGAACAUGCAGCAGAGCAGCUCUAUGCCAGAGUCUUACAGGAUAUUGACGACGAGGGGGAACGCUACGCCAUGAAGCUCCGCGAGAAAAAGGCCCAGCAGUUUGUAGUGACGGGGAAAAGCAGCUCCCACCAAGCGCGGAGCCUCCGUGUCACCAAGCCCAACCGCGCAGUCGGGGGGGACAUGACACCCACGACCUCGACAGGGGGAGGACCGAGCAUCUCCCAAGCAGUGCUGCGUGUCGCAAGAGAGGCGGAUGCAGCUUACCGAUUGAGCGGGGAGGCCUCGUCUUCUACCAGAACGCACCCCACUGGUGCUGCGCCAGACAAGCCUCCACUGAAACGCAAGCAGCAGGGAGAGCAGUGA